AUUUGGUCUGUCAAACGAGCAUGGACACUGUUGCGAUCGUCCUGCCCGUCGCCGUCGCGGUGCUGCUCGUGCUCCUCGUCAUCUCCAAGGGCGUCAAGAUCAUCAAGGAGAAGGAGGUCAUGGUCGUCGAGCGCUUCGGCCGCUUCCACACGAUCCUCACGCCCGGCUUCCACGUCAUCAUCCCGUUCGUGGACGCGCCCCGGACGCACCACCAAAAGUACAUUGUCGACGUCAAUUCGCGCUUGACGCUUGUCGACAAGCGCAAUCUCUCGACGAUUUCGACGCAAAACGAGGUCCUCGACUUCCCCAAGCAGCCGGUCAUUACGCGCGAUAACGCGGCCAUCUUCCUCGACGCCGUGCUUCAGUACUCGAUCACGAGCCCAAAGACGUACAUUUACUCGGUGCAGAACCUCCCGCACCUGCUUAGCGUGUUGCUUCAAGCGCAGAUCCGCAACGUCGCCGGCUCGCUCGACGUUGACCAGAUCAUUGAAGACACGGCGCAGAUGGACCGCGUCUCGGGUCUCAUGGACGCCGCGUCUGUACAAUAUGGCGUCAAGAUCUCGAUGGUCAAGAUCCAGCGGGUUGACGCGGGUCGCCUCAGCCAAGUGCUCGCCGCCAAGAAGCAGGCCGAUCUCAACAACAAGGAAAUCAUCAUCCAGGCCAAGGCGUCCAAGCAAACGACCGUCAUCAACUCGGAAGGCAACCGCGACCGCAUGAUCAAAGAGUCGGAAGGCGAGGCCCAGCAAGCGCUCUCCCGCGCGCGUGGUGAAGCGCAAGCGAUCGUCAACGCGGCCAACGCCGAAGCCCGCAGUAUCAAGGAGAUUUCCAAGGUCGUGACCCGCAGCGGCGAAGACCCGCUGCGCUACCUCCUCGCCCUCAAGUACAUUGACGUCAUGCGCCAAAUCAUCUCGCUCCGCCAGACCGAGGUGCAACUCAUGCCCUUCGAAACCACGUUCCUCCAGACGAUCAAGGGCUUUGGCCUCAACACAGUCGCGCCCAAGUAAGCAAAUGGCGAAUAUCGUGUAUUGCAUGCUGUGA
Messenger RNA from Saprolegnia diclina VS20, 1038 nucleotides. RefSeq lists its product as hypothetical. The transcript has 4 exons. Bases 21 to 1004 code for a protein of 327 amino acids. NCBI's taxonomy places the organism in Eukaryota, Oomycota, Saprolegniomycetes, Saprolegniales, Saprolegniaceae. The record is from RefSeq and is a predicted model, not a curated record.